CCUUACCUGUCAAGAGGGCGACAUCCAUUCCAACCAGUCUCAGAGCUGAGAUAACCUCUUCGACUCGAUUCGUUUCCUGGAAGAGGUCGUGUUUGGACACAAAAGAGAAGAAUGGAGUCUUCGGAUGGGUGCUGCUCACUUGGGAAAUACAUCCCAGCAAAUGUGAGGGCGGCAGCCAUGAAUACAUACUUCCCGUGGUCCGGGGCCGUCUGCUAUUCCGUGCUUAGUGCAUCCGUCAUUCACCCUAACCUCCUGCCCAGAAUCUUUCCCGAACAAGACGUCGGCACCGUGGAGAACGUCCUCCUGGUUGCAUCGCACAUGGGAAUAGGGGCAUUCAUGGCUGGCCGCCCCCACCUGAUGAGCCUCCCCUGCAAGCAGAGGUGGCUCUAUGCCACAUACCUCACUGUCCUGUUCAACAUGGGGUCCCUGCUGUCGUGGGCCGUGAUCAGAGUCGCCCUGCCGAGCAACGGCUUCAUCCGGGUACUGCUCGGGUUCCUCAUCGGCGGCUCGACGCUCGCCGUGGGACACAAGUAUCUCAAGCAUGUCGACAAGAAGGCGUGAGGGCGAUGGUGUUCUUUGGCGAAGUUGAUGCUGUAGGCCUAGUGUAUAUUCUGAGAUGGCCUGGUGGAAUUUCAGAGCUAUUGACAUAUAUGUGAUGGUUCUUGUCAUUUUCUGCUGAGGUCAAUGGAAUGGAAAAUUCUAUUCAAUUAUGGCAUCUUUAUGGGUCUGUGCUAAAGACUAGUCAGUGACUGUACUUAAUGUACAUCAACACAUUAGAAGUUGCUUCUGUAGGAAUAAUUCUCCCAAAGAUGAAACAAAGAGUGCAGGAAGUCCCAAGGAAGCAUUGCAAAUGCUCUAGAACCUUGCCCGCACACCAAUUCCCUUUGCUGCACGUUAUUUUGGUCUUUUUAAAAUUUUGGUUGCCUGUGGGAGAAAUGGCAGGCCACUAUAUUCCUCUCAUCUGAGUUUGGGUGUUUAAUUUGAAACAUAAUUUACUUGCAUUGAUUGAUGAGUUUAUUUGGAUAAAUACAUGUCAUUGCUUCUGAAUGCGAUUUCCAAUCAUAUUAUUUCAAUGAAUUUCAUGAUUCAAUUGAAGUAAACUUUCCUUCUAC
Darwinula stevensoni is the source of this 1112-nucleotide messenger RNA. Lineage: Eukaryota; Metazoa; Arthropoda; Ostracoda; Podocopida; Darwinulidae. The record is from the annotation of a GenBank genome assembly.